CUCGCUUCACAAUAAAUACACCCGACCAAGCAACGGUGAGUUGCUAAGCCUCCUUGAUGGAUCCUAAACUCGUGAGACUGCCCCCGUUCAUCCUUGUUUCCACCUUCACCCUCCUUCUCCUGCCGUUCCUCUCGCCGCCUGUUGCAUCACAGCUCUCCUCGGGCUUCUACUCCUCCUCCUGCCCGGAUGUGGAGUUGCUAGUGAAGAACACCGUUCGAUCCGCUUACGAGAUCGACUCCACCAUCCCCGCUAAACUCCUCCGCCUCCUCUUCCAUGACUGCAUCGUCCAGGGCUGCGAUGGCUCCGUGUUGGUGGAGGGGAAUGGGACGGAGAGGAGCGAUCCGGCGAACAAGUCGCUCGGUGGAUUCUACGUGGUGGAGUCGGCCAAGAGGCUGCUCGAGUUCUGGUGCCCUGGAACUGUGUCCUGUGCUGACAUCCUGGUUCUCGCUGCAAGGGAUGCUGUGGAACUGACAGGAGGACCAUCGGUAGUGGUUCCGCUGGGAAGGAGGGACGGAGCGGUGUCCUCGGCAGCAAGUGUGAGGCCAAACAUGGUGGAUACCACCUUCACCGUCGACCAGCUGGCGCAGCGCUUCUCCUCAAAAGGAUUGUCCAUGGACGACCUCGUCAUCCUCUCAGGUGCUCAUACCAUCGGCUCAGCUCACUGCACCGCGUUCAGCGAUCGGUUCAACCAGCUCUCGGACGGGACCAUGGUGCCCGCCGACGCUUCACUGGAGAGGAACUACGCGAUGCAGCUCGCCAGGAAAUGCCCCGCCGGCGCAAGCGAUUCGGUCACCACCAGCAACGAUCCAGUGACUCCUUCCUUGUUCGACAACCAAUACUACGGGAAUCUCUUGGCCAAGAAGGGCCUGCUUCAAUCCGACUCCGUCCUUGUCGCGGAUGCCAGAACAAAGAGCACGGUGGAAGCCUUGUCUCGAAGCCAGGACGCCUUCUUCGCGAGCUGGGCUAAGUCGUUCGUGAAGCUCUCCACCAUUGGAGUCAAGACAGGCAACGAAGGUGCGAUUCGAUUCUUGUGCGCCAGCGCUACCGGCUAAGCAUAGAUCGCUGUUGAUGCGUUGUUGUGUUCUUUCAAUCUUUCCCUCAUACUGUUUGUAUAAAUGUCACUGCGUGGAGUUCAUGUGAUCAAGUCUACCACAAGGGCUCUAUUCGGUAUAAUACUGUGGCCAAAAUAAGUUGUGUGAUCA
Molecule: messenger RNA, 1202 nt
Organism: Musa acuminata subsp. malaccensis (wild Malaysian banana)
Lineage: Eukaryota; Viridiplantae; Streptophyta; Magnoliopsida; Zingiberales; Musaceae
Product: peroxidase 18
Biological process (GO): hydrogen peroxide catabolic process; response to oxidative stress
Molecular function (GO): heme binding; peroxidase activity
Source: RefSeq, a predicted model, not a curated record